CGCCGGCCUGUCGCCAUUCUCGCCCUUCAACACAUCGCGCGCGCUCCGGCUUUCGCGCGUCUGCAUCAUUUGGUCGACGACUUCCAACUACGUUCGCUCGCUCGGCCUGGGCUCGUUCCCAGCGCCCUAUUCGCCGCCUGCGCCCUGCAACUAACCCCCGUGCGGCUCUACGGGGGGGGACCUCGACGGACUCUUGGUUCCACUAGCCACGGUCGUGUCGAAAGUCAAAGUACCACCAUCAACGACCAUCUGUCAAUCCAGUUCAUGCAGACAUCUCACCGGUGCAUGGGCAGAUCUUUAUUUAUCACCAGACGACCGAAGUCUAGGUCCUGCCAUUCGUCGUAAUGGCUUCACGGUACUCGAGAUACGAGCGAUCCAGGUCGCCUCGAGACCGUUCUCCCGAGCGCUAUGACCGUGCCGCGCAGUAUAGCGAUGGCGACAGGCGCCGUUCCUCUGCCGAGGUGAGGUCCAACAACUCGACCUUCGCACCCGCUCGCGAGUCGUUUGGCGACCCAUUACGAAGGGAGCCCCCUCGAGGCCCCAAGGCGUUGAUAGAUCCACCCAGCGGCCCUCGAGGCGGAGGCUUCGCCGGGGACUUCAGAGGUGGUCGCGGACGCGGCCGAGGGCGCGGAUGGUCUUCCAGAGAUGAGAGUAGGGAUCGCGGACGAGACCGAGACAUCGAUUAUCGCGAGCGAUACCGGGACGAUCGGAGUCGAGAGCGCGAGCGCGAUCGCGACCGAGACAGAGACUGGCGCGAUGCAAGAGAUUUUAGGGCACGACGUUCUCCUAUCGGCCGGGCAAGGUCGCCAACACGAGAUUUCCGAGAUCGAGAGCGCGAUGGACCCCUUGGAGUUGACGCGGAUAGGUCUCGACGUGGCUCACGAGACGGCGGCCCUCCGUCAGCGGGCUCCUCAUCAUCAGACCCCCAAUUCGGCAUGUCACAAUUCCCUCGCGGGGGUGGCUUCCACCGUGGCCGCGGAAGAGGACGAGGUGAUUGGCCUGCCGAUCGCGGUCGGGGAAGAGGACCGUAUAUGGACGAUCGAGGCGACCGUUACCCGCGCAGCAGGUCUCAGGAGGGCCGCUGGGUUCGGGAACGGGAAGAACGAGAUCGAAUGGAACGGAUGGACCGAUAUGGAGAAGCAGACCCCCGACGCGACCCUCGAGACGAACCCCCCCGUGAGCGUGAACUAUUCCGGUCGAAAAUGGAGGCUCGCGCAAACGCCGGACACGAGACUGCGCCUUCGAACAAGGAGGUCUCGCCCCCUCCAGUUGCACCGUCAGCACCAGCCUUUGGAUCAGUUCCGAAUAGAGCCUUGAGCGUUGGAGACGGUUACGCGCCAGCCAGUGCCGCCGGAAAGGCUCCUCCAACGGCCCCACGAGCCUUCGGUGACCGGCCUCUCUCUGCCGGGCAUUCUGGCGGACAUGAAUCCUCUGUUUCUCAACCCGGCCUGGGCAAGCCCCUCGACAGCCCGCCCAUCCCCGUUGGACCUCGCGCCCAACAGCAAAAGCCGCAACAACGCCCGUCGAGCAAGCAAUGGAUCAAUCCCAACCUAAAAAAGGCCCCGGAUUCUCCCAAGAUGAUGAGGUCGCCAAGUUUUGUACAGCAUCGACCUCCCCCCCUUCGACCUGACAGCUCCCAGCAUGACCACCACGAUGACGACAGACGACCUCGCAGUAGUGAUGCAAAGUCGGACUCUUAUCUCUCCGGCAUUGACAACCGAGCACGCUCCCAGUACAGCGCCGAGCCAGGAGAAAUCACCGUCAAAUCCGAGCGAGAGUCGCAAUCAGCUCGGGUGUCGAUGGAUCGGGACAUUCGGACUUCCAGGGAUGCUAACCGAGGGGGACCAGGCCCAUCGCCGACGAUCGAAAGCGUGGCCAAGUUCCCUCGAGGUCCAACCGAGCGGGCCGACGAGUCUAACCAAGCCCAGAAGGACACACCGAAACGAAAACGGAGGGGGCCACAUAUUGCGGUUGUGAGAUUCGAGCUACCGCCCAAGACUGCGCCGCCAGAGCAGAAUUCCGAGUCCGACGAUGAUGACGACAUGGCAGAUUACUUUGCUAUGGAAAUCGAAAAAACCGAAGCGGAGUUGGCGAAGCUUGAAAAGCCGAAGCUACCUACCGAAGUGAUGGCUCGCUUCGCUGCUCUAUCUCAUGGAUCCAUGGUUAAGAUUCUCAGCGAAGGCGAAGGACUGAUGGAAAUGAUGGGGCCAUUAUCCGAAAUCGUGGUUCAAUUGGACGAAGAAGUUGAGGAGGCCAAGGAAAUCAAGGAGGUCAAAGAAACUGUUGAGAUCAAGGAAGUCGAGCAGGUCACAGAAACUGUUGAGAUCAAGGAAGCCGAGCCAGCCCAGAUCGUGAAAGAGGUCAAGGAACUAUCGUCUACCGUUCAGAGACCGAACAUGGAUUUGGAUGAGCAGAAGAUGGACAUCGAUAUCGAGAUGACCGACGUUCCUGCCUCUCCUAAGGUGCCAGAGGAGAUUGAAGGACCCCCGAAGGAGCCUGAGAAGAAACUCGAGGAGAUUUCCGAGAAGGCGUCUGAGAAGAAGUCCGAGAAGGAAUCCGAGGAGCUCGUGGAGAAACAGCUCGAGAAGCAACUGGAGACGCAGUCAGAAACGCAAUCCGAGACGCAGCUUGAGAAGCAACUUGAAAAACAGCUCGAAACUCAACUUGAGGAGCAGCUUGAAAAGCACCCCGAAAGGCAGCCCGAGAAGCCGCUCGAGAAUCAGCCCGAAAACGACACCGGAAAACAGCUCGAAACCCAACCUGGCCAUGAGAUCGGUAAGGAAGAUGCGAAGCAAUCCGAAAAGCAGCCCGCAAUGGAGCCCGAGCAUGCCGCAGAGAAGGCAUCGGAGACCGCACUUGCGAAAGAAUCCGAGCCCAUCCCAACUGUGGAAAAGGUGGAAGAGCCCGUGAAGGAGAUCGCGAAGGAGACCGUCACAGAGACCAUUAAGGAGACCGUCAAGAAACCCGCCAAUGAACCCGUCAAGGAACCCGCUGCGCCACCGCUUGAACCAAAGACCGAGGAGAUGGAGAUUGACACACCGACCGCGGCAGUCCCCCCCACCCCCGAUAACGCUAUUCCUACUCUCGAGGUCAGCUCUAAGGGAGACGCAGUUCAGAAGCUCACUCCUGCCCCAGAGGCAGAGCUUGCGAAGCCCUUGGAGACCCCCCAAGAGAAGCCCGCACCUACACCUCUCGAGGAACCUCAGCCCGCCGACAAUGCCUUGAACGUUCCGCUGGAAACAACUGAGGUAGCCUCCAAGCCACCAAGUACACCUUCCCAGGUUGACGACGACGAAACCGAAUCAGAAGACGACUCCUACAUGAACAUCGACACUGUUCGGCAGUACAUGGCCACCCCUCCGAUUGACAGCCUGCCCGACUACAGUUGCAUGCCAUGGGACAAAGACAGAGAUUUCCUCAACACAUUGCAUUCGGACUCGAUCAUCGAUGAAUACGUCAUUGAGCAACUCGACAAGAUCUCACUUGAGAAAACAACAGAACAAGACAGUGAACGUAAGAUCUACGCGGAUAAUUACGAGCACUACCUUAAAUUUACUGCAUCGAACGACCCCGCCGCUGUCAAAAGCCGAGGCAAAUUCUCCGUUUCAACUGCUGUUGAAGUACCUGGCACCGUAACGCCUGAGCAAAAGCACGAAGGCAGUGGCCGUGGUCGACGUUUUGCGACAGAACGGGACCUGGAGCGAGUCUUGCAGGCAUCCAUGCGAGAGGAUGAAGAAAGAAGAGAGCGCGAGCUAAGGGCGCAGAAGGAGAAGUACCGCACCGAGAAAGAGGCCAUUAUCCCGGAUAUGAUUUGGACAGAGGAAGACAAAGACAACAUCCAAUAUCUUGACCAGUCUGGCUUUACCCCCCCUGAGAGGUUGGUCUCAGCAUGGCGCGUUUUGCCUCCUGUUAACAAUUUUACCGAGGAAGAAUGCGGUCUGUUCGAGAAGCGAUACUUGGAAGCGCCGAAGCAGUGGGGGCGAAUUGCGGAGGCUGUGCCGCAUCGAGACUUUGGCAGUUGCAUCCAAUACUACUACAUGCGAAAGAAGGAGCUUAAUCUUAAGGAGAAGCUCAAGAAGCAGCCUAAGAGGCGCAAGAAGGGUGGACGAGGCAAACAAAGAUCCAGUGCGCUGGUAUCCGAACUUGGGAAUGGCGAACCCGAAGCCGAAGAGAACCACGAAACUGGAGAGAAUGGCGAACGGAGAAGACCGCGACGAGCUGCUGCGCCAACAUGGGGAUUCGAGCAGCCCCCUGUUGAUACUGAGAACUCAACGCCGUCAGGAACUCCGGGUCGCCGUGGAAAUUCUGCUGCGGCCAAGGGCGAUGGUGAGAAGGUCGAUGGCAGGAAGGGACGACGGAAGGCGGCCAAGGAUAAGGAGCCCAAGGCCCCUAAGGUUAACCAGACACUGGCAGCGGCUCCUGCAGCCGGGACUGGCAAAGGACGCUCACGAUCGAACUCGCGGGCCCUCAACGUCGAGCCACAACAACCUCCUCCACCCCCCGAGGUUGCUCGCAUGCCGACUCAGUUCGAGCAGCCAUCGUCCAUAAUCCAGCCGCCGUUCCCCGUCCAGCCGUCGCAACAACCGCCCGUCCAGCCAUUGGAAAGGGCCCCGCCUAUUGUGUCGACUAUUUCCGAAGUAAUGGCAGCGCCUUCGCUCCGGCCGGAGCCUCCACCUCAACCGGCCAUGACCACCUUCAAUUUGGCUCAGCCGCAACAAGAACGGAAAGCGCCGACUCAAGCCUCAAGCUACUGGAGUGUGUCCGAAUCUAAUGACUUCCCACACCUCUUGCGGGCGUUUGGGUCGGACUGGACAGCGAUUGCGGCUCACAUGGGAUCUAAGACGGCAGUGAUGGUCAAGAACUACUUUGUCCGACAGAAGGACCAAGGUAAGACCGAAUGGGAGGCCAUCGUGCAAGAAGCAGACGGGAAACGAGCCAGAGGCGAGAAGCGGCCGGACCCCCCUCAGCCAUCGACCAGCGGCCGAGGCAGGAGAUACGAUACCUCUGCGGCGAACGCGUCGAGGCCGCUUGCUGUUGCUCCUGGUAUCGAUCUACAUAAUGAACCGGUGCAAGGCAAGAUGGACGCCGCCGGCCAACCUCCCCGAGGCCCACAGUUUGCGGGCGGCUACGGAGUUCCCAUCGCACAGGCGCCAGUCCAACAACCGCUUGCUCAACCACAACAGCCGCCGUUGGCUAUGCAGCAGCACCCACCGCCCCAACCAGUCUCGCAAGCGAUGUCGCCAGGUCCAAGGCCUCUGCGAGCCCCUCCGUUUGGAUUCCCUGACCGUGAUCGUGAGCCUGUACAACAGCGAGUGCCGCUGCCUCAAAAGGCCCCGGCAGGUCCCCCUGUUACGGAAUCUCGAGAGCAGCGACCGUUGGCGGCCGCACAGCCCCUACAACCGGCUCAGAACGACCCAAUGCACGAACAAAAUGCUCACACAGAGCGACAGAAGAUGGAGAUGAUGCGGGAGCAGCAGCAGCAACAGCAGCUGCAGCAGCAACAACGGGAGCAGCAACAGCAGCAACAACAUCAACAACAUCAACACCACCAACAACAGCAGCAGCAGCAGCAGCAGCAGCAGCAGCAGCAGCAGCGGGAGAGGGAGAGGGAGAGGGAGAUGUCUCGGCCACCAGAGCGGCAGACGCUUCGAGUCAAGCAAGAGCCUGAGGUGGCACCGCAGCAACACCACUAUGAGCCUUUCGGUCACCGCCAACAUCCAAGCCUUGGCCAGACUCUGGCACGGCCACCACCUCAAGAGACCGGUCGACCUCAGUCUUAUCCUCCACCUGCCCAGCAGCAAACGCCUUCACAGCCAGUCCGAAACUUGCUCAGUGAACAGCCCCCUGUUCAGUCACCUCAGAUGGGCACUCCUACCAACCGGCCAAUCUCGUCGCUGCAGCAAAGGCAGUCAUCGGGCUCAAUGCAGCAAUACGGUUCACCACCUCAGGCUAAUACCCCUACUCCGGUGGCAGCAGCACCACCGCCUCGGCCCUCGGAGCCUCGAAAGGGACUCAACAUCAUGUCAUUGCUCAAUGACGAUGCGCCGCCGCCACCGAAGCGGGUCACUGAGGUCGUUAGCACUCCUGUGAGGCCGUCACCGACCCCUCCACCUCAAAACAUGGGUCGCCCACCUCCCCCUCAAAUGCGUCGGGAGCCAGAGCCUCAGUAUCCUCCGUACGGCCGAGCACAGUCUGGACCGUCGGGAAUGCCAUCCCUCAAACCGACAUACGCAGAAUCGCCUCAGCCUCAGCAUAUUGGUCUUACAAGAGCAUCGCUUGGAGUGUCAGACCCAGCUGUUGGGGAGAGGGACUAUUACCGCCAAAACCCAUACCAGCCAACGCAGCCAAGCGGAACAAACUCACCCCAGAGCGCUCAUCGCUAUCCUCCCCCGAGCCAACCAGGACAGGUUCAGUACCAAGCUGGAUAUCCGACAUCGUACGGAGGGGGCCAACAACCCCAUGGCAGCUCGCCAACUGCCCAAUACGCGAUGCAUCCGUCGUCAUCUCGGUCGCGUGAGGUCCCUCAGAGCGGCCGUGAGAACUCGUGGCCACCUGCCCACCAACAAGGCCCACCGAGCCUUCAACAGCCGACUGGCUGGCCGUCACAACCUCCCCCGAAUACCUCACAGCCUCCCCAGCAGCAAUCGUGGUCAUCUCAGCAUGCCGUCACUAAGCCGGCAACGCCAGCACCCUCCUGGUCGUCGGCACCAGCACCACCCCCCCAACAACAGCCUCAUCACCUGUCCAUGAGGGACGAUGGGCGCAGCGGGCCGUACUAUGGGUCGGCGCCGCCGCAGCAGCCACCGCAGCACCAAAUGCAGGGACGAUAUCCGCCACCCACAUCGCGAGGACAGGAACCUGUCCAGCAGCCAGCCCAAGCCUACCCUCGGUAUGCCUCUACUCCAGGGCCGGCCCCUCGGGAUCCUAGAGAGAUGCCGGGCCGUAGCUACACUCCUGGUGGAUAUGACGCGCGUGGCCCACCGCAACAACCGGGUCCUUACCCCGGCCCAGACCCUCGAGACAUCCAAAUGAGAGAUGCCAGGGACCCCAGGGAUCCUCGAGACCCUAGAGACCCCCGAGAUCCUCGAGAUCCUCGCGACCCUCGCGAUCCUCGAGACCCUCGUGACCCACGAGAGAUGAUGGCUAGAAAUCUACGACCACCUCAUGAAUAUGACAGACAUCCUGAUCAAUACCGAAGAUGAGGAAGAGGAGGAUAGCGAAGAAGAGAAGAGAAGAGAAGAGAAGUGGACUUGUAUAUCAUUCGGUGGAAAGUGUGUCAACGUUCGGCGCAUGACGAAGGGACGUUUGGGUUGGGAUGGAAUGGGCAGGGCCAACUUGUAACUAUAUAGCCGUGCUUUUUUUCCUGUGUUUAAAAUACGUAGAUACUUUUGAAAGAUAUAUGUGAGAAGCCAAGAUGCAUUGAAA
This is a messenger RNA of Ilyonectria robusta, 7425 nucleotides long. RefSeq lists its product as uncharacterized. The record is from RefSeq and is a predicted model, not a curated record. Gene Ontology annotation, biological process: regulation of transcription by RNA polymerase II. Bases 345 to 7202 code for a protein of 2285 amino acids. The transcript has 3 exons. NCBI's taxonomy places the organism in Eukaryota, Fungi, Ascomycota, Sordariomycetes, Hypocreales, Nectriaceae. Gene Ontology annotation, cellular component: Set3 complex.